Molecule: messenger RNA, 1509 nt
Organism: Poeciliopsis prolifica (blackstripe livebearer)
Lineage: Eukaryota; Metazoa; Chordata; Actinopteri; Cyprinodontiformes; Poeciliidae
Product: translocon-associated protein subunit alpha-like
Exons: 9
Coding region: 72-944 (290 amino acids)
Cellular component (GO): endoplasmic reticulum membrane; endoplasmic reticulum
Source: RefSeq, a predicted model, not a curated record
CUGCUCGCGCGCUGCCCUCUCUUCUCCCAGCCGCUGAUGUGUUCCCACCGUCAGCCUGUGAGUCUGCGAAAAUGUUUGGUUUCGGGUCGAAACUCCUGCUGCUUUUCCUGCUGGCCUUCCCCUGCGGAUUAAUAUCAGUCGGUCAAGUCUCUGCGCAGUCAGACUCAGCCGAGGACGCUGCUGACGACGCAGAUGCUGCAGUCGACGAGGAGGAAGAUGAAGACGAGAUGGUUGUCGAAGAAGAUCAGAUGCAAAACAUGGACGGAGGUGAAGACGACUCUGAUGAUUCGUCUGAAAAACUUGUAACUUCACACCCCGAUGCCGAUACUACCAUCAUCUUCACAACAGGCGAAGAGUUUCCAGCCAAUGAAAUUGUGAGGUUCCUUGUGGGUUUCACCAAUAAAGGAGGUCAGACUUUCACGGUUCAGUCGCUGGAGGCUUCUUUCCGUUAUCCACAAGAUUUCCAGUUCUACAUUCAGAACUUCACAGCGUUGCCCCUGAACACGGCCGUCCAGCCCCAGGCUCAGGCCUCCUUUGAGUACUCGUUCAUCCCAGCUCAGCCCAUGGCCGGCCGGCCUUUCGGUCUGGUCAUCCUCCUCAACUACAUGGAUCCUGAGGGCAACAUUUUCCAGUCGGCCAUUUACAACCAGACUGUCAUCAUAACGGAGCGAGAAGACGGACUGGAUGGAGAAACGAUGUUCAUGUACGUGUUCCUGGGUGGGCUGAUGGUCCUGCUACUCUUUGGGAUGUAUCAGGUUCUGGAGAACAGAACGAGGAAACGGCUCCCUGUGAAAAUAGAGAAGGGCACGACUGGCGUGAACGACGUCGACAUCAGCUGGAUUCCUCAGGAGACUCUCAACGCCAUGAAACCUUUGCCGAAAACAUCUUCGCCGAAAACAUCUCCGCGGAAGCGAACCAAAAGGGCAGCCGGGGUCGACCAGUAAGCCCGACUCGUCAUACUGGGCAAAAUCCACGUUCCCAUUCACUAAGGAUCUCAUCAGAGCGCGGCCAUUAAACACUAACAGGACAUUUAACUAAGUUUUAAAGCUGCAUUUUUGUAAAGUCACGGUUUAAGCAGUGAAAUGUGCAGACUGCCGUAUGGAUGCUGUGAGCUGAAUGUGGAGGUUUAAUCAGGAUCAGAUAAAUUGACUUGAAACCAGAAGUAUUGAAUUUGUAGACCAAGUUUCUGUCAGUCCGGCGCCUCUGUGCCUUAUUUGCACCCUAACUUUGCUGGUAAACACCAAUGUGUCCUCCUGGUUUUAAUACUGUGACAUGGGGACUUUUGUUUUUAGAUGUUUCUUUAAGAGAGUAAUAACGGCAGCUGCAUGUCCUAUGACGAUUUCUCCCAGCAUUUCCAUGGGUUUGUUUAUCUGUUCUUUUUAUUUUCUCCCCCUCGGAGAUGGACGCUCCUUCAGCCUUUCAGCCUCGUCACGCGGCGUCAUUGCAGCUCUCAGGUUGAUCAUUUUUAUAAAACCACCUUUUGAAAAGGAAAUAAAAGAACAAACAUGG